CCUGAAUAAAAAUCCCGGAAUUAUUUUCUUAUUCUCGUUAUGACAGGAAAGACCUUCUGCUGUAAGACCUCCCAGUAGCCAACCGCAAUGAGAAACUACAAGUAGCCACUGACUAAAAUUGAGACAUUUGUCAUGAACCGGGAACGUUCGGCUUGAAUUAUGUACCUAAUGUAUGUUAGGUACUUUCCAGAGUUUUCAAAAUACGAGAGUCCUCGUGUUACUUGAGGUAAGUACGUCGAUUAGUUACCGCCACAUCAAGAAUACUGCAAGUUAGUCGCGACUCGCGAGUCCAGAUAAUUUGGAACUACCUAAUAGCAUCAUCAACUUAGCUACCUAACCUAUCAUCAACUUAGCUACCUACCUCCUAACUUCAUUCUCAUUCAGCUCGAGUAUAUCAAGAAUUACCUAAAUAGCUUCAUCCCUACAAUUAUAAGUCUAACCUAUACCUAAGAGCAUUCUCAAUAAUAUCAGUCAAACAUUACUUUCUUCCUGCUUCCCUGUCCCUAACCAAGUACAUACCUACAUACCUACAUACCUACGUUUCCGCUAUUUACCUCUAAAGCUUCCGUCGUCAUGUCAUCUAACCAAACCCCCAUCAAUGCUGUAUACUAUCCCAGCUGGCGAGUCUACAAGGGCUUUCCCCCCUCGUCUCUCCAACUCGACUGCAUUAACCGAAUAUACUACGCCUUCGUCCUCCUAAACGAAGAUGGAACCCUCAAAUUAUUAGACGAGUUUGCAGACUUAACCAAAGACGUCGACGGGGAGAAGGGCUGCAUCCGCGCGCUGGCCAAAUUAAAGCAGCAAAAGCCUGAUCUCAAAACUCUAGUCUCAAUCGGUGGUGGCAGCGGCAGCGCCGAGUUUCCCGCCAUGGCCGCGGACUCUACCCGUCGGAGUACGUUCGCGAGGUCCUGCAAGGAGUUCGUAGAGCAGUACCAAUUCGAUGGCGUAGAUAUCGACUGGGAGUUCCCAUUAACACCGGACGUAGGUAAAAAUUACAUUGCCGUACUCGGCGCCCUGAGAAAAGCACUGCCCUCGCCGCGGUACCUCCUUACUACCGCUCUGCCUACUGGUGAGUACUGCUUGAAGAACAUCAAUAUGCGCGCAGCGAGAAAGCUCCUCGAUAGUAUAAAUCUAAUGGGCUACGACUUCAAUGGCCCAUGGACUGAUGUAUCGGGACACCACGCACAGCUCUUCGCCCAACCAGGCCCACAAUCGCAUGUGGAUCCGGCCCUCAGGAAUUCGUGCCACCGCGGUGUUGAGUAUCUGGCGUCACAACAUUUCCCAGUUUACAAAAUUGUUCUAGGUGUGCCGGUCUACGCAUGGUCUUUUGCUGGGGCCCGUGGGGUUGGGCAGCCCUUCAGAUCCACCGCAGCGAUGGACUACAAUGAUCUACCUCCCGAGUGGAUCAGGGAUGCAACUGUUGACCAUCAUGCAGUGGCUGCGAGCUAUGUUGACCGUGCAGGUGAGGGGUUUGUUAGCUUUGAUGUCCCGGAGACGGUAAGACGGAAAGCUGAGUAUGUGAGUAGAAAGGGGCUAGGUGGGUUAUUCUACUGGACUGGUGUUGGCGAUGUUAAGGGCCCUGAGAGCCUGGUUCGGGCUGGAUAUGAAGAGCUUAACAAGGAGUAAUCAUGGAGACCUGCGUGGCCAUGAUGAAGGUAUGUCCAAAUAGCUCUUGCAAGUAUAUUCACGUCAAGGUGUAGUUGAUCACUUCAAUUACAAACCCACGUCAAACUUGGCACCGUCCUUGAUUCAGAAGACUUGUUUUCUCUAGACGUAGAGAAAAGCACGAACCUAUAUUUUGCCCUAUUAGUUAAAUACCAACUUUGUCAAGAUAAGUCAGUGUUAUUGUCACAUCACGCCUAGGUCAGAGAUUUCAAGUCAACACAUAUCAU
This is a messenger RNA of Daldinia vernicosa, 1892 nucleotides long. RefSeq names its product glycoside hydrolase family 18 protein. The transcript has a single exon. Lineage: Eukaryota; Fungi; Ascomycota; Sordariomycetes; Xylariales; Hypoxylaceae. The coding region runs from base 574 to 1626 and encodes 350 amino acids. The record is from RefSeq and is a predicted model, not a curated record. Gene Ontology annotation, cellular component: extracellular region. Gene Ontology annotation, biological process: carbohydrate metabolic process; chitin catabolic process. Gene Ontology annotation, molecular function: chitin binding; chitinase activity.